This is a messenger RNA of Triticum dicoccoides, 321 nucleotides long. RefSeq names its product reticulon-like protein B12. Gene Ontology annotation, biological process: response to bacterium. The record is from RefSeq and is a predicted model, not a curated record. NCBI's taxonomy places the organism in Eukaryota, Viridiplantae, Streptophyta, Magnoliopsida, Poales, Poaceae. The coding region runs from base 1 to 321 and encodes 106 amino acids. The transcript has a single exon.
AUGGUGCUGUGGCGCCGAGGCCGGGCCGACCUGAGCGCCCUACUCCUAGCGACCGCCGUCGCCUCCUGGAUCCUAUUCCACGGCGCCUCCGGUUACACAGCCGUGUUGCUGGCCACCAACAUGCUCUUCCUCCUCCUGGUCAUGCUGUACGCGUGGUCCAGGGCCGCGCGCCUCCUUGGCCACCCCGCGCCGGCCAUCCCCGACCUACAGCCGGUGGCCGACGAGCUCGACGCGCUCAUCCGCUCCGGCCUCGCUGGCAUCGCCUCCUCCUUCCGCCACGUCACGCAGGGCCAGCCCGGCUCCGGGCGCAUCUUCGCCUGA